AUGACUAAAACUAAUUCUAACAACUUCCAUUUUGCUAUCAUCUUCAUGUUAAUACUUGAGAUCAGAAUCCAAUUAUCUGAUGAAAGUGAACUUGUCAUUGACAGGUCAAAAACAAAUCUCACCCAUAUUCCCAAAGAUCUAUCUCUGAAAACAACAAGCUUAGAUCUAUCACAAAACUAUAUAUAUGAGCUGCAGACUUCUGACAUCUCAUCACUAUCAAAGCUGAGGAUUUUGAUACUUUCUCAUAAUAGAAUCCAGUAUCUUGAUACCAGUAUUUUCAAAUUCAACCAGGAAUUGGAAUACUUGGAUCUGUCCCACAACAGGUUGUGGAAGAUUUCUUGCCACCCAACUGUAAACCUCAAGCACUUAGACCUCUCAUUUAAUGAAUUUGAUAUCCUGCCCAUCUGCAAAGAGUUUGGCAAUAUGUCUCAUCUAGAUUUUCUGGGAUUGAGUGCCACACAGUUGCAAAAAUCCAGUGUGCUGCCAAUUGCUCAUUUGAAUAUCAGUAUGGUUCUGCUGGUCUUAGGAGAUCUCUAUGGGCAAAAAGAAGACCCUGACAGCCUCCAGGACUUAAACACAAAGAGCCUGCAUAUUGUUUUUCCCAAACAAAAGGAAUUCCAUUUUGUUCUGGAUGUAGCAGCUAGCACUGCAGUCAGUUUGGAACUGUCUAAUAUAAAAUAUGUGCCACGUGAUAAUGAAUAUUCUUAUUUCAUAGAUGUUUUGUUAAAGCUUCAAAAGAAUAAAAAGUUAUUAAAUCUUACUUUAAACAACAUUGAAACAACCUGGAAUUCUUUCAUUAAGAUCCUCCAGGUGGUUUGGCAUACAACAAUAGAGUAUUUAUCAAUUUCAAAUAUGAUACUAACAGGCCAACUUGACCACAAAGAUUUUGAUUAUUCUGACACUUCACUGAAAGCCUUGUCUAUAUACCAAGUUUUAAGCAAUGCAUUCCAUUUCCGACAGGAUUAUAUUUACAACAUCUUUUCAAAUAUGAAUAUCCAAAAUUUCACAAUAACUGAUACACGCAUGAUACACAUGUAUUGCCCUCUCCAAAUUAGCCCAUUUGUGUAUUUGAAUUUUUCCAAUAAUCUCUUAACAGAUGAGCUUUUAAAAAAUUGUGGAAGCUUGACUUCAUUGGAGACACUUAUUUUACAAAUGAAUCAAUUAAAAGAACUUGCAAAGAUAAUUCAUAUGACAAAGAACAUGAAGUCUCUACGACAGUUGGAUAUUAGCCAGAAUUCUCUAAGGUAUGAAAAUGAAGGAAAUUGCUCUUGGAGUAAAAGUUUGUUAAUCUUAAAUAUGUCUUCAAACAUACUUACAGAAUCUGUUUUCAGAUGUUUACCUCCCAGGGUUACAGUACUUGAUCUUCACAAUAACAGAAUAGUGAGCAUUCCUAAAGAUGUCAGUAGCCUGGAAGCUUUGGAAGAACUCAAUAUUGCUUCCAAUUAUUUAACUGACCUUCCUGGAUGUGAUACCUUUAGCAGCCUUUCUGUACUGAUCAUUGACUAUAAUUUAAUUUCACACCCAUCAGCUGAUUUCUUCUAUACCUGCCAGAAGAUUAGGUCAAUAAAAGCAGGGAAUAAUCCAUUUCAAUGUUCAUGUGACCUAAGAGAAUUUAUCAAAAAUUUUGGUCAAAUAUCAAGUGAAGUGGUAGAGGACUGGCCUGAGUCUUUUGAGUGUGCCUACCCAGAAAGCUAUAAGGGAACCCUAUUACAGGACUUCCACAUGUCCCAAUUAGCUUGCAGUACAACUCUGUUAAUCGUCACAAUUGGGUUCAGUGUGCUGGUGUUAGUUGCUACUGUGACCUUCCUCUGUAUUUUCUUGGAUCUGCCCUGGUAUCUCAGGAUGGUGUGGCAGUGGACCCAGACCCGGCACAGGGCUAGGAACAUAGCCUUAGAAGAACUCCAAAGAACUCUCCAGUUCCAUGCGUUUAUUUCCUACAGUGGGGAUGAUUCUGCCUGGGUGAAGAAUGAAUUAAUACCAAACCUAGAAAAAGAUGACAUACGGAUUUGUCUCCAUGAGAGACACUUUGUUCCUGGCAAAAGCAUUGUUGAAAAUAUCAUAAACUUCAUUGAGAAAAGUUACAAGUCCAUUUUUGUUUUGUCUCCCAACUUUGUCCAGAGUGAAUGGUGCCAUUACGAACUCUACUUUGCUCAGCACAAACUCUUUCAGGAAGCUUUUGAUAACUUGAUCCUCAUCUUGCUGGAACCCAUUCCACAGUACUCCAUUCCUAGCAAGUAUCAUAAGCUCAAAACUCUUAUGGCACAUAGGACUUAUUUGGAAUGGCCCAAGGAGAAGAACAAACAUGGACUGUUUUGGGCUAACCUACGAGCCACCAUUAAUAUUAAGUUGAUAGAACAAAAGAUAUAG
This is a messenger RNA of Orycteropus afer afer, 2367 nucleotides long. It is a transcript of the gene TLR1, whose product is annotated as toll like receptor 1. Gene Ontology annotation, biological process: immune response; cellular response to triacyl bacterial lipopeptide; inflammatory response. Gene Ontology annotation, molecular function: lipopeptide binding; Toll-like receptor 2 binding; transmembrane signaling receptor activity. NCBI's taxonomy places the organism in Eukaryota, Metazoa, Chordata, Mammalia, Tubulidentata, Orycteropodidae. Gene Ontology annotation, cellular component: Toll-like receptor 1-Toll-like receptor 2 protein complex; membrane. The record is from RefSeq and is a predicted model, not a curated record.